AUGAAGCCAAAGAAAGAUGAAGCAGAGUACGAAUCAGAGGAUAAAGAAGAAGAUGACGAGUUUUCAACCCGAUUUGACGGUUUCGACGACUCCGAUGGUGCGUCAUCUGAUGAUGAUAACUUUACUAUAUACGGCGAGCGUGAGGAGAAAGAUGAAGAUUUACCGGCUGCUACUCAAAACAGAGGUCAUUACUUUGGCAAAGUAGGAUCGAUUGGGAACUCGGAGUCUUUAACGGUGGAGAUGGCUAAGCUAAACCUCAUCGUAGGACAACGAUACGCGAACAAAGACGAGUUGGAGAAACGAGUGAAACUUCUUGCAGUGAGAGAUGGAUUUGAGUUUUCAGUACCAAAAUCAAAUACGACUGUAGUGAAUAUUAAGUGCUGGGUUGAAGGAUGUCUUUGGAGAGUUCGUGCAUCUCAAGAAGGAGAUGAGCCUGGUUUUGUUGUUCGUAUAUACGAUUCGGUACACACAUGUUCUGUGACGGAGAGAUCUAAUCGAUCCAAACAAUCUACACCUGAUGUUUUGGGACCUCUUUACAGGGACUUUCUUGGUGACAUUGGUCCGUUAGUUAAACCUAAAAGUGUUGGAAUAAUCAUCAGUAAUCAUUUUAGCAUAAAGUUACGGCUGACUUAUUUUUAUAUUGGUGCCAACAUGGAUUAUUGGAAGUCAUAUAAGACGCUAAGGAUAAGACGGGCAAAUCCGGGUACAAUAACGCGUCUUCAAAUUGAUGAGUGUGACAGAUUCAAGUAUGUCUUCAUUGCUUUUGGUGCGAGUGUUGCUGGGUUUGCUUACAUGCGGAAAGUUGUUGUUGUGGAUGGUACAUUUCUCCACGGUAGUUACAAAGGGACGCUUCUAACAGCCCUAGCUCAGGAUGGAAAUUUCCAAAUUUUCCCAAUAGCUUUCACAGUUGUUGACACUAAAAAUGAUGAUUCUUGGCGUUGGUUUUUUACGCAACUCAAAGUUGCUAUUCCAGACGAGAGGAAUCUUGCGAUCAUCUCGGACAGACAUAAGUCAAUAAGGAAAGCAAUUGGUGAAGUGUAUCCAUUGGCUUCUCGUGGAAUUUGCACUUAUCAUUUGUACAAGAACAUAUUGGUGAAAUUCAAAGGGAAACAUUUGUUCCCACUUGUGAAAAAAGCGGCUAGGUGUUUUCGGAUGGUUGAUUUUACAGAAGCAUUCAAUGAGAUUGACGCGCUUCAUCCUGAACUACAUGGAUAUCUCCAAAGAGUUGGGGUGCAAAUGUGGGCGCGUGUUCAUUUCCCGGGUGAAAGGUACAACCUAAUGACUUCGCACAUUGCGGAAUCUAUGAACAAAGCACUAUCAAAUAGUAGAAGUCUUCCCAUAGUUCGACUGUUAGAAUCCAUACGGAAUAUGAUGACUAGAUGGUUUGCUGAACGGAGAGAGGAUGCGAAAUCACAGCUAACAACGCUCUCACGAGGUGUUGAAAAACUGUUAGAGGGUCGUGUAACUGCAUCAAGACUUUUUGAAGUACAACCGAUUAUGCUUUACGUAUGUACAAGCCGCCGUUUUGAGCACGAGAAAAUACCAUGCGUCCAUGCAAUCGCAGCUGCAGAGCAUAUGGGUGUGUCUCGUAUUUCACUGGCCGAUCCGAACUACCGGAGCAAUUAUUUGGUUAACGCGUACGCUGAUUCAAUCUCACCUCCGGAUACUGCACUCCCGGUUCCUGAAAUUGUAACUAACCAACUGUGCGUGCCUCCGAUCGUUGUAACCCAGCCAGGAAGGCCGGAGCAAAGCAGGAUUAAAUCAACUGUGGAAAUUGCACUUGAGAAUAAACGCCCGAGGAAACCACACGCAUGUUCUCGAUGUAAAGAAGUUGGGCAUAAUGCAAAAACUUGUCGGAAGUAG
Messenger RNA from Capsella rubella, 1863 nucleotides. RefSeq lists its product as uncharacterized. Bases 1 to 1863 code for a protein of 620 amino acids. Gene Ontology annotation, molecular function: zinc ion binding. The record is from RefSeq and is a predicted model, not a curated record. Lineage: Eukaryota; Viridiplantae; Streptophyta; Magnoliopsida; Brassicales; Brassicaceae. The transcript is spliced from 5 exons.